UGCUUUGCAUAAUUUAUAAACAUCUGAUAUAUCUGAUAUUUGAUUGCAUUAAAAAAACUUCUUAAGUAAUUAACUUCCAAAGAAGUUCCCAUAAAAAUGUCUACAAAUCGCAACAAAUAUGAAAAAGCCCGACGUCGUCUUGCAGCUGUUACAUUUUUAUCAAAUAUAUCCCUCGAUGGUUCAUUUAAAGACACAGAACUUUGCCAGUUAUUAGAAAAAAGCUCCAAGGUUGACAAAUGCGAUGGUGGUCUGAAAAAUGGCGAUGUGUGUCAUAAUGUUGAGAGAGAUACAGUGUUACGAAAUAAUGUUCGGGGUCGUAAUAAAGCGCCACAAAGUCCGGUUAAUCGCAUGGGAGGUGAUAAUCAUUCUGUAAGUUCGGAUUCAGAGCAUGGGCACGUCACCCCUGUUAAAACUAGAAGCAGUCAUUCAUUCAGAGAGAGAUGCCAGUCUGGAAGUGCGGAACACAAAGAUAAGCAUUCAUCAAUCAGAAGCCGUAAAGCACAUCUUCCAUCUAACAUUACUCAGGAAGAAAAGAGCAGCACUGAAAGUCUUAACAUUGGAAGGUUUAGAACAAGCACAACAUGUAUACCUGAAAAUCACUAUUUUUCCAAAGAAGUGAGAAUAGUUCGUCCUACAAAAGGUGUUACGUUUAAAGAUGAGAGGCUUGCAAUUGCACCAAUGCAAGGUGUUCCCUGUGCUUUAUAUAGCACAAUACCAUAUUCUAAAACCAUACGAAGUGCAAGGGCGGAUAUAAGAAAAGAUGGUGUGCGUAGACGUAAUACGUCAGGACCUAGGCCAUUAUCAUCAAUAACUGACAAUGGAGUAGACCCAUUUGAUCUCCUAGGUCUGGAAAGAGAAGAGCAUGGUCAAGAUAUAUCUUAUUCAAAGUUACUAGUGCCAUCAAGAGUAUGUACACGAGACCAAUAUCGUAAAAUUUACGAUGGAGAUAUUGGGGAUAAAACAUCAUGGAAGAUACUAAAUCGUCACCCUCAUGUUAUAGCUAGGACUAAGUUAUUGACGAGGCACAAGGAUAGAAAAUGGUGCUUUUCCUAUGAAUCCUCGCAACGUACCACGAUUGCUUCGUCACCGCCGCACUCGUCCAUAGAAACUAAAACAUUUGAUUGGGACGAAGGAGCUAUAUUGUCACAAAAAUUCGUCCAAUAUUGUCCUAACGUGUUAGAUGAUCCCGAGCUAAUUGCUGGUAAACAUAGGACUUUAUUAACAUUCACCUCGUACAUGACAUCCAUUAUUGAUUAUGUAAGACCACAGGAUCUAAAGAAAGAGCUCAACGAUAAGUUUAGAGAGAAAUUCCCUCAUAUUAAAUUAACAUUAAGCAAACUUAGAAGUAUUAAAAAAGAAAUGCGAAAAAUUGCAAAACACGAUUGUGGUGGUAUAGAUUUGUUGUCUGUGGCCCAGGCGUAUGUGUACUUUGAAAAACUGAUUUUAGCCAAUUUGAUAAACAAAGACAACAGGAAAUUGUGCGCCGGAGCUUGUCUUUUGUUGUCUGCAAAAUUAAACGAUGUCAAAGGAGAAAUGUUAAAAGCUUUGAUAGAGCGUAUAGAGACAACAUUCCGUGUGAACCGCAAAGAUCUAAUGAAGUUUGAGUUCGCUGUGCUGGUGGCGCUGGAGUUCGGUCUGCACGUGCCGCCGCACGAGGUGUUCCCGCACUACCAGCGGCUGCUGCACGACUCGUGACACUGGCCCGCGCACGAGCCCCCGCGACUCUGUCCGCGUGUCUGUCCGCGCGUCACCCGCCGCCGCGCCACACUCGUAGACAACCUCAGGCACACCGCCUGGAUCUAGAUUUUAUGUUUCCCAACCACUAAACUGGCAAUGCGAUGCACAAAUAUCUCUCAUCCAAUAGAACAAUGACCUAGUUACGUUUAAGCAAUUUUUCUGGAGAGCCUUUUGAAAUUUUGUACUAGAGAAAGUUCCCAAUUCUUUUUAUUUUUUAUAAAUUUAUGUAUCUCUAUAAUUAAUAAAUUUUUCUCAUGGAUAUAAAUUCUGAAAUGUGCAUUUAUGAAAUUAAAAAGCUAUUUUCGUUUUUUUGGUACUUACGUCAUUGUUCUUUUAGAUGAGAAUCAUCGCGUUCAGUCGCUCAACUAGGAUAAAUGGUGAGUCCAAAAUAUAUUCAUCAAAGAUUAAUAAUAGUGUUGUAUUUAAAAUAUUCAAAAAGUAUUAAAAAAAAUUAUAUACUUUAAUUAUACUAAAAAUUUAAUUCUAGCAAUCCGCUACAACUUCACUAGAAUAGAUAGAUAAAUAUAAUAGUGCUGUUGCUUGCUGAUCUAUCACUGAAAACCUUUCCAUGGUUUUUGAGUUUACCCAAAACGUAAAGUUUAUCUUGACCAAUCUUCAAUAAUCUUUUUUUUCUUAACUUGAAGUAUUAAGCUUGAUUUUAAAUUAUUUCUAUAUUUUGUAUAAAAUUAUCUAUAAUCUCUAUGAAAAAAUCUUUACCAAAAAGUAAAUCUAACUAAGGUCGAAUAAUGUUUUAAACAAUGCAAUUAAUAUGCAAAAAAUUAAUUUCUAGAAGCUAUGCAUUUAAGGCGAUGAUUUCAAUCGCCAAUAAUUGUAAUGGUAACACCAUGACAAUUUUUUAUGACUUGGCCAAAGAUCUAGUUUAAGUAAAACAGGAAAAAGCCUAGAUUUAAAAUAUUCGAUUGAUAAGAUAUAAGAAAGUGCCUGAGUGAGGAAUUUACGUGAUGAGUAUAAAUAUACGUAAAUUAAAUGUAAUUUCAGAAAAUUAUGGAUUAGUUUAAAAAUGUUAUAAAUGUAAAUAAGAUAGGGGCCAAUUCUUGCCAAUAACAGUCCGAAAUAAUACGUAAAAUAGAGACAUAAAUCCUUUAUGAAUUUAUACCCCAAGAAAAUUAUAA
Messenger RNA from Papilio xuthus (Asian swallowtail), 2870 nucleotides. Its product is annotated as CDK5 and ABL1 enzyme substrate 2. NCBI's taxonomy places the organism in Eukaryota, Metazoa, Arthropoda, Insecta, Lepidoptera, Papilionidae. The coding region runs from base 97 to 1695 and encodes 532 amino acids. The transcript has 9 exons. Gene Ontology annotation, biological process: regulation of cell cycle. The record is from RefSeq and is a predicted model, not a curated record.